AAUUUGGAACAUCAACUCGCUGUCUAUCAAGUAUGCCAAGAGCUGUUUGGAAAGGUCCUUUCUUUGUUCCAUUCCCAAAAACUGCAGCGGGCGAAGCCAUCAAGACCCAAGCAAGAUCCUCCACUAUUCUCCCCUCUCAUGUGGGUAAAAAGUUUCUAGUUCAUAACGGAAAAUCGUAUCUUCCCGUCUUUGUUACUGAACAAAUGGUCAACAAGAAACUGGGCGAGUUUGCUCUUACUAGAAAACCAUUUUCUUACAAGAAAAAAGAACGAUAAUCUCCAAUCAUAUCUACACUGGCCUAUAGUCUCAUAAUGAAUGUCAAGUUUGGAUUGCCAUGGGCUUCGUUCAUACAGUUGCUUAUCUAUUUCUCUGUCACUUAAAAUCAGCUAUGCAAGUCGUCAUCUGAAUCAACCUCUUGUAGAUCUUGGAUUGUGAAUGAAAUUAAGUGGUAUU
This is a messenger RNA of Batrachochytrium dendrobatidis JAM81, 453 nucleotides long. RefSeq names its product mitochondrial 37S ribosomal protein RSM19. NCBI's taxonomy places the organism in Eukaryota, Fungi, Chytridiomycota, Chytridiomycetes, Rhizophydiales. Gene Ontology annotation, molecular function: structural constituent of ribosome. Gene Ontology annotation, cellular component: cytosolic small ribosomal subunit; mitochondrial small ribosomal subunit; ribosome. The record is from RefSeq and is a predicted model, not a curated record. The transcript has a single exon. Gene Ontology annotation, biological process: translation; ribosomal small subunit assembly. Bases 33 to 275 code for a protein of 80 amino acids.